Fonsecaea erecta is the source of this 1464-nucleotide messenger RNA. RefSeq lists its product as hypothetical. NCBI's taxonomy places the organism in Eukaryota, Fungi, Ascomycota, Eurotiomycetes, Chaetothyriales, Herpotrichiellaceae. Gene Ontology annotation, molecular function: transmembrane transporter activity. The coding region runs from base 1 to 1464 and encodes 487 amino acids. Gene Ontology annotation, biological process: transmembrane transport. The transcript has 3 exons. Gene Ontology annotation, cellular component: membrane. The record is from RefSeq and is a predicted model, not a curated record.
AUGGCGGAAUCUUUCUCUCUGCCGCAUGAGAUCCUCUUCGUAGGCAUCAUAUGCACCGCACAAAUCACUACGCAAGUCGGCCUGGGCCAAGCGCUCAUUAUCAUCCAUGAUAUCGGGCGAAGCUUCGACCUCACCGACCCAAGUGAAUUGACAUGGCUGGUGGCGGGAUACAGCCUGACGGUCGGGACAUUCAUCCUCGUCAGUGGAAGAUUGGGGGAUAUGUUUGGUUACAAACGCAUGCUGAUUGUUGGGUAUGCCUGGUUCUCGGUCUGGUCGAUGAUCGCAGGGCUAGCUAUCUAUUCCAAUCACGUAUUAUUCGUUUUCGCUCGAGUCCUCCAGGGGAUCGGGCCUGCCAUCCUCCUACCAAAUGGAGUGGCCCUCCUUGGUGCAAGUUAUGCGAAUGGAAGUCCUCGGAAAGACAUGGUCUUUGCACUCUUUGGUGCCUGUGCUCCCGGUGGCUCGAUUAUCGGAUGUGCUCUUGCAGGAGUCUUCGCUUUAACGUGGUGGCCUUGGGCAUUCUUCUCUUUCGCCAUUGCCCUCGCCCUCCUUGCAGUGGCCUCAUACUUUAUCAUUCCCAAUCCACCGCAAAGAUCCGAGUCUGCCAGUUAUUCCCUCUGGUCCAAGAUCGAGCUCCUUGAUCUGCCUGGCGCUGCUGUAGGCAUCGCCGCUCUCGUGCUAUUCAACUUCGCGUGGAAUCAGGCACCAAAUGUAGGGUGGCAGAAGGCAUACGUCUACGUGACCAUGCUCAUCGGGAUUCUGCUGGUGCCUCUGUUCUUCUACAUCGAGCUUCGGGUUUCCAAAGCUCCGCUCGUGCCUUUCGACGCACUGACGGCUGAUGUCGGAUUUGUGCUGGCUUGCAUUGUCUGCGGCUGGUCAUCAUUUGGCAUAUGGUUUUUCUACUUGGUCAAUUUUCUGGAAAUCUUGCGAGGCGUGUCGCCGUUGCUGGCUGUUGCGUACCUGAGCCCCGUUGCCGUCUCGGGAGCCUGUGCCUCUGUCGUUACGGGGGCUCUGUUAUCCAGACUUCGGCCUGCCAUGGUCAUGACGAUCGCGCUGACCUGGUUCACCGUCGGACUCAUCCUGGCCGCCACCACCCCGGUCCACCAAACAUACUGGGCCCAGACGUUUGUCGGACUGGUGGUCAUCCCCUGGGGAAUGGACAUGUCGUUUCCCGCCGCGACGAUAAUUCUCUCAAACGCCGUGCGCAGGGAACACCAAGGUAUUGCCGCCAGUCUUGUCACAACGAUCGUCAACUACAGCAUCUCGCUGGGCCUGGGCUUCGCCGGGACCGUGGAGGUGCAUGUCAACCAUGGCGGACGCACACCACAGGAUAUCCUAAUGGGAUACCGUGGAGCAUGGUAUGUUGGGAUUGGGUUCGCUGCGCUGGGACUGUGUGUCAGCAUUGUGUUUCUUCUGAGAGAUUGCUUGAAAGUUCGGGCUGGGAGGAAGAGUGCCACGUCAGACUGA